UUUAUAUCGAUUAACUAUCACUGAUUUUCGUCUGUUUUCAAGAGGAAUGCUUACGCCGCUUGAAGUUCAGAAUAUGUAUUAUCCAAUAAGACAUCUCACGCCCCUUUAAAUCGAUUUUGAGAGCUGAGGAAACCACAUGGAUGAGUUCUUGUUAUCUGACUGCCAAGUGUUUAAAACAGUGGCAGAUUUGUCAAACACGUGUUUGACAUAAAAUAAAACUUUCGAGGCCUGGCAUCCGAUUGCUGAUUUUAUUCAGGACUCUCAGGAACACAUUAACCGAUACAUUGAUCAGAUAUAUAGCCUGAGGGACAAGUAAUGACAAGGGAAGCAAUUCUUAUACCUUUUCUUUUUGCUUUUGGAUAUUCUGCAUCGAAUGCUUCUCCUAUACUGUUUGAUUCAACACCAGAAAACAUCAGUGGAAUAGCUGGAACAACAGCCAUUUUGCCGUGUACUGCCGACCUUACGGAUGCAGACUCCAAAAGAGAGAUAACAUGGAUGAGUCCAAGGGAAGUCCUUAUAGCCAUUGGUGAUAGACGCAUAAUAGACGAUACACGAAUGUCAAUCGAACGCCCUCGUGUGCCAGAUUGGAACCUUCAUAUACGUGAAUUGCAGUUUUAUGAUAGAGGAACAUACACCUGUUCACUCAAUACAAAGCCAAUGAGCAUGAAAAAAAUUCAUUUAGAAGUAUAUGUAGAACCACAGAUUUAUGAAAAAACACGUAAUACUCACCAGAUUUUAAAGGAAGGAGCAACCGCUAACCUCACUUGUAAUGCCACUGGGUAUCCAGAACCAACAAUCACGUGGUAUAGAAAAUCUAUCUCAGAGAAAGAAGCAAUAAGUCAACAAGGUGCAUUCUUAAUGAUACACAACAUCACACGUUACUGCAGUGGGGCGUAUGAAUGCGAAGCGUUUAACGGAAUAGGACCAGCAGUCUCUAAAGUGUUUUCUGUCAACGUACAUUUUCAACCAGAAGUGCAAGUAUUGAAUAAAAAACAAAAGCAAGACCUUGGGAAGGAAACUAUAUUACAGUGUGAAAUAUCAGCAUCGCCUCAAGCUAUAGUAAACUGGAGAAAGGGAGAAGACGUUUUCACAGCCAACAGCUUCCACAGAAUAACGUCAGAGAUUUAUGAAAAGGAUAUUUACACCACUAUUCUUCUUCUCCGAAUCCAGAAUCUAACGUGGAAUGAUUUUGGAGAGUACGUUUGCGAAGCCAGUAAUAUUCUCGGAAGAGAUCUAGAAAGAAUGCAACUCUUUCCAAUAAAUGGUAUUCAAGUUUCACCAAAGGCAGCCAAAGAUGACAAAAGUGAUUCAAAGACGAUAAUAUUCGACUUUAGCUCGAGUUCCACCAGUCAUCAGAAGUCAGCGCCUUCUCCUGGAGAACAGAUCCUUGUUAAAUCCCCAAAUUCAAAACCAUAUGGAAUAGUACACGAUUCCUCAAAUAGUUCAUCAGAAGCAGAUGCGAUGUUCCAUAUUUUUGAAUGUUUAUUUUUAAUUGUUCUAGUUCUAAUAUGUCAGAUGAUUUCAUCUAGCUGUUAGCAAAUUUCAUCAAGAAAACGAGCGGACGUUGACAUUUCAUAUUUAUCAUGUGUUAAUCAUUUUUGACAAUUCAUCAUGUGUGAUAAAAUUGAGGGUUUCUGUAUAUACUGUAAAUAAGUAUUUUAAUAAACUUGUUUUAAAUUGUAAA
Saccostrea cuccullata (small rock oyster) is the source of this 1684-nucleotide messenger RNA. Its product is annotated as neuronal growth regulator 1-like. Gene Ontology annotation, cellular component: neuron projection. The record is from RefSeq and is a predicted model, not a curated record. Lineage: Eukaryota; Metazoa; Mollusca; Bivalvia; Ostreida; Ostreidae. Bases 316 to 1536 code for a protein of 406 amino acids. The transcript has 9 exons.